Messenger RNA from Nematocida ausubeli, 1650 nucleotides. RefSeq lists its product as uncharacterized. The record is from RefSeq and is a predicted model, not a curated record. The coding region runs from base 1 to 1650 and encodes 549 amino acids. Gene Ontology annotation, molecular function: RNA binding; transmembrane protein transporter activity. Gene Ontology annotation, biological process: SRP-dependent cotranslational protein targeting to membrane; post-translational protein targeting to endoplasmic reticulum membrane. NCBI's taxonomy places the organism in Eukaryota, Fungi, Microsporidia. Gene Ontology annotation, cellular component: Sec62/Sec63 complex. The transcript has a single exon.
AUGGACACGAAUGGAUAUGAUACAACUGGGCUUUCCUCUUCUUUGCUAGCUGUUGGCUUACUUAUUCCAAGUAUUACAGUUGUCUACUUUGCAUCUGGAACACAAAAAACAAAGACCAGCUGUAAAUGCAAUCAAUGCCUUGGUAUGAAGAAGAAAUACCGAUUCAACAAGUACAGGUGGCUUUUGUAUGGUUUGGUGCUUCUGCUUGCGGUGCCUGUAUAUAAUAUACUAUGCAACCAGUAUGGGAAAAACACAGACAACAACCCGUAUACUCUUCUGAAUGUUUCUCAAAAUGCAACACAUAAAGAGAUAGAGGCAGCAUACCGCAAGACUGUGAGAAAGGCCAAGUUUACAAAGAUGGACAGAACUGCACAAAAGAAGCUUGUGCAGCGGAUACUUAAGGCAAAGGAUCUUCUUUUGGAUGAAAAGGCAAGAGAGCGUUGGGAUGCCUUUGGAGAUGCGCCUGUGGUAAACAACCACACAAUAGCCAUACCUUCCUGGGUCAUGAGCAAGUACAAUCCGAUUAUUCUUAUCUUUUUGUAUGUGCUUGUGCUUGGUGUUCUGCUUCCCAAGUGUGUCUCAUACAUGUGGAUGUAUUCUUUUGAAUACUCCUCAAGCGGGAUUCUAUACAGAAGUACUGAGUCGCUGUACAGCGCUCUAAAACACAUUUCAGUUGAGGAUGUCAUUGGCCUUCUCGCCCUACUGAGCAAGUACACAGUAGAGAUAUCGCAGUACAGCGAGAAAACGCCCAAAAAGAACAUAGAUAAACUAAGAGAAACCAUCAAGGACAAGUGUGGAUUCACUCUUCCUCUGGACACAAAUGUAUUUAUUCUAUGCGUGUCCAUGCUUCUUUUAAGAGAUCCAGAAGUUCUUUCCUUAAUUGAUGCGCAGGAUAUAGAGUGCCUGCAGAACUCGCUGGUUCUAUCCUCGAAUGCAAUAAGAAAACUUGCGUCGGCUUUCAAAAGCAGCUCUCUCUAUGGCAUUGCAAUGGACUUGGAAAGAAGUGUUGUGCAAAGUGUUCCGGACCCCAUAUACUACCAAAUGCAGGCAGGGCUUCCUUUCAGCGAUGUGUUUAUUGCACAGUACCAGAACAAAAAAAUCGAUGAAAACACUGCAGUUGACCGCAAGAUGUUUAAGAUAAAUAUUACUGGAAUUGAUGUAUAUAAUAUGUUUGAUGGCCUAGUCAAGGAUGGAAUGUAUGUGACCGGCUCCGUUGAUACAAUAGUGAAAAUACACAUAGACAGAGAUGGGUUGAAUUCGUAUACGCGUCCUACUAUUGUAAAAAAUGAAAGCAAGGCCAGUGACUCUGGAGACCUGGAUGAUUUAGAGCAGAACUAUGAGGACCAGUACCCGUCUUCAUUAGAAAAGCACCCCAUAAAGGUGCAAGGAACCAGCUCUGAGGCAGUGCAUGCACCAAUGUAUUUUGAUGACCUUCCAUAUACGUGGGAAUGCAUCUUAGAAGUAAACAAUGAGGUGGUCCUGGCGUCCUAUUCAUUUACACCAUGCCAGAAAGGAACGGAUGUAUUCUUCAAAGUCCCUGCACUGGCUAGCUUUAUUUCCACAAGAAAGGCAGAGAUUGAGGUAAAGCUUAUUUGCGGGAAAUACUUCAAUAGAGACACCGCGAAAAAGAUAUCAGUUCUAAUUAAAUAA